Molecule: messenger RNA, 2565 nt
Organism: Penicillium paradoxum
Lineage: Eukaryota; Fungi; Ascomycota; Eurotiomycetes; Eurotiales; Aspergillaceae
Product: transcription factor domain-containing protein
Exons: 6
Coding region: 1-2565 (854 amino acids)
Biological process (GO): DNA-templated transcription; regulation of DNA-templated transcription
Cellular component (GO): nucleus
Molecular function (GO): DNA-binding transcription factor activity, RNA polymerase II-specific; zinc ion binding; DNA binding
Source: RefSeq, a predicted model, not a curated record
AUGUCUCGUCCUCAGGUCAGCAUCGACCGUCUCACGCCCCGCCGGGCGACGGUCGAGCCGCGCGAAACUAUGAAUUGCAAAUCUUGUCGCAAACGAAAGAUCAAAUGUAACCGUUUGCGACCGAGUUGCGAGGCAUGUAGGGUCUUCCAGUGUCCAUGUGUUUAUGAUGCUGUACCCAAAAAACGAGGUCCGAAGACCGAUGUGCUAGAAGCCCUGCUCAAGAGAGUUGAUGGAUUGGAGAAGCGACUCCACGACGAAAAAAACCCCAUCUCACCCACUUCUCCUGAUAUCUCGGACGAUCCACCUAGCUUCCCUGCCCGUCGCAACACCGUCGAUGCCUCAUUCAGUUUAUACUCUUCGAGCGAUCGAACUGCUUUGGCUACCUCUCUGUCGCAACACGGGGAUCCCUUCCCCAGGCUGACUGGCCACCCAUCGAGUCUACUGCAGCAGCCGUCUCCAACAAACAAUGGGUCGCUACCGGACGCAAUCCUUGAUAUAUACUUUGCGCGCUUGCACGGAAAGCCGUUUUACAUACUCGACGAGCCGACAACGCGACAACGUCAUCAACUGGGACAAUUGCCCGCGUGUUUAGCUAUGGCAAUAUUGGCAAUGUCCUUGAGGUAUACAACUUCACCAGGUCAGGUGGACCAGUCAUUACGCGUCGGGCUUGAUACGGCCCUACAGGCAAGGCGCACGAUCGACGUCGACAAUCCCACAAUAGAAGGAUUACAGGCCUUACUAUUACUUUCCCAAGCUUUCUAUGGAUAUGGCUUGGGAAAGAAAGCCUACAUGACAUUCUCAAACUGCGUGGCCAUGGUUGUUGCACUCGACUUAUACCGCGAGUGUCCUUCCAAGAUGAAUGUUGCGCCUGCUGAGCGAGAGAUGAGACGUCGACUAUUUUGGUCUGUCUAUUUGACGGAUAGAUUUAUCAAUUGUGGAUCUAGGCGUCCAUGUCUCAUCUCUGACUAUUCGGUUGUUUUGCGCCUACCAUCUUGGUCACCCCAUGCAGCUGGUCUGAAUGUGGAGGGAGAACUUUUCCAUGUUGGUCCGAAUGUGCAAUACUCUGCGGACUCCCGGCGCAAAUCACCAAGUGCUGCAUCGUUGCUAAUCGACAUCACACGUAUUCUCGGUGUCACUAAUAAGUACCUAGCGGCCGGUGGAGUUAAAGGGGAUUCUCAUUUCCCUUGGCAUGCGCUUUCUAAUCUUUCCAAAAUUCGACAAGAACUAGACAUCUGGGCGGCCGGUACGCAAGAUGUCUUUGCAUCUAUUGAUGCAUUGUUCGGGCACCCUGAGAGCACAACACUUUUGCUGAGCAAGUUGAUCUAUCAUCUGGUACAUUGUUUGAUUUAUCGCCCGUUCCUCCCAAUUGACUUGGUAGAACUUCGAGGCACAGGACAGCAUCAGUCCUGGCAGAUUGAGGCCACGAACCUGUGCUUCUCGCACUCUAAUGCCAUCGCAGAGCUGGUGGAACUGGGUCGCAAUUCUCCGGUGAUUGAAUGGGCUGCUUUCAUCGGAUAUUGUGUGUGCACAGCGGGUACUGUUCAUGUCCACGGUGUGCACUACAAGGGCCGCGAAGGAGAGGUGUUCUCUUCUAGCGCUGAAUUUCUCACUCGGGAAAUGCACCAGCUGGCUUGGUUGCGCAAUAUCUGGACCGGCGUGCAGCAUCAGCGUGAGCUGCUUCAGACCAUCUAUACUUGUCACUCCGAGUUAGUGCGCAACCUGGCUAGUAGCCCAAUGCGGUUCUCGCCAGUCUUCCAUCUCGAAGACUUCCUCGACCGAUAUCCAGGUCUGACAUUAGAUGGAUCACACGUUCGGCUGGUAGACACGGGUGACGAACUCACUCCAAAUACGGCAAACUUCAGCGAUCGUCCAGAUCAAUACUAUCAGAGACCAAUUCCCGCACCCUCAUAUCAGACCCCCUCAUCCUAUUUCUCUACCACAAGGCCAGGUCCUUCAACACCCCUAGCAUCCACUCAAAUGACAGACACCGACCGUCGAAACUCCCAUUCCCAUUCGAAUUCCCAGUCCAUAUCCCAAAAUCCCCCUCAUCCAGCCUCACUCUCACCCACCCUUCAAUUCCACACAAUUCCGAGCAAUCACCAACCAUCACCAUCUCUCCCCUCAAUAUUCACGCUGCCACCCGGAACAGACCUAUCCGGAGGAGCGCCAGAAAACACCCACCUCUCCCUCCCAACCGGCUUCUCCCCCUCCGCCUUCGGCCUCUCACCACCCACCUUCCUAACUGACACCGCCCUGAACAUAGCCCCAACACCCCCCUCAAACCCGCAAUACGCAACCUUCCCCUUCGACACUGCCCACGCCAACUUCAACGGCAUGCAAACGGGUCCCAACGCCCUCACGCCCGGCGCCCAAUCCCAAACCAGCGGCACCCAGACAAGCAGUGAAGGAGGGACUCUUGAAAAAGACCCAUUCCUGAGCUUGUUAGAGCAGCUCGCGGAGAACGAGAACUCGCAGGGCGGGCCAAGCGAGCUGGAUUUCUUCUUGAGGGGCACUGGUGCCGUCGCGGGUGACUCGGAGAUUCCUGAAAAAGACAGUGCUGCGUAA